CAGUCUAAAAGGGUUGAUUGUUGGAAUGUAGCGAAAACAUCCGAACUAAUUUGCAAAAAUCAGCUUUUUGGCGUUAUGGCUGCUUCACAUGGCGAGCUGCAGGCAGCGAUAUAUGAAUAUGCAUUGUUUCUGAUAUUUUCAUGCUGGCAAUCCCAAGACUCUAUACCUAUGCUGUCAGAUGUCUAUCUAUAUCUUAGUGGCUCUCUAUCAAGGGAGACCCUUUCCCCCCAAGCAGAGAAUGAGCGAAAUCAACUAUGCUCCAGACUCAAAUCUCUUCAAGAGAAGCAAAAUAAUGCAGCACCUCUUCCCCCAAGACCCCCCAAGACUGUGACUCAGCCUCCACUACUAGCAGAGGAAGAAGACUUCUAUGAUGAUACCAUGGCCGUUGAACCCCCAGCAACAUCCCCAUCUUAUUACACUAUGAGCGUGGAAGGCGUUCCUCAUGAAACAGAUGACAGUGAAGUUAAGGAAAAUUAUGAAGUAAUGGCUGCCGACAAUAGGCUAGAUAAUGACAACUACGAGGUGGCAUUGGUUGAAGAUGAGACAUAUGACGAACCAGAAAAAGAGAAAGAGGAGACCAAUGAGACGGAUGUACCACAAGAGGCCCCUGCUGGCAAAACAGCUUCCGAGCCAGCAUCUGAUGAGAUAUAUGAAGGUGUUGACGGAGAGGAAACCCCACCCAUUAAGAUAGAGGCUACCAACCACCAUGCCAAGGCUUUCACCCACGACCUAGAGAACCUGGCCAAGCCACUAAAAGUGUCUGAUGUCCCAAAUGUUUUCUUACAGGGGUACCUUUGCAAGCACCGUAAAAAGGGUAUCUACAUUGGUAGCAAGUGGCAGAAGCGUUACUGUGUUCUGCGAGACUAUGCCAUGUACUACUUCAAAGAUAACCAUGCUGAGAAGCAAAAGGGCACCAUUAUCCUGCCAGGCUAUACACCUGUACCAGCAAACAGGAGCAAAAAAGAGUUCAGCCUGGUGCGAGAGAACGAUAGAAUCUACACAUUCUUAGCUGAGUCACAAGAGGAUGCAGAAAUGUGGAUGCAGGGGAUCAAAAAAUGUGCCGGUGCAAUGCUGUCCAAGCGACAGAGUGAAAUUCUCUCUGAUAUCCGCAAGAAAGAGCAUGAGGGAGAUGAGGAUAGCUUGACAUAUGAUGACCUUGCAGAGGGUGCUACAAAGUCCUCCGACAAUGAGGAGAGCUUUGACGGCGAAAUGUAUGAUGAUGUAGCUGCUGGUACAAAACUUCAGGAAGACAAGCUAGAAGACUACGAGGUCCCAGACACUAACAUGUCCACAAAACCUCCUCAAGUCCCACUAUCUGACGAGUGCUACGAGGCUCCUGUCGAAUCUGAGGAGGCACCUCCCAUACAGCCACCACGCCCACCCAAAUCUGAACCCAUACAGGGAGAGACAUAUGAUCUUGUACAGGAGCCAACACCUCCUGUUGCUCCUGCAAGUCAAUCCGAGGCGGCACUAGGGGACGAGUUCUAUGACACUGCAGAAGAAGAGACUGUUUCCCCCCUAGAGCCAGUACUGAAACCUCCACAGCAACCCAUUGCUCCCUCAAGGACGCUUCCUACUCCUGAAAGACCACCAAAGCCAGCUGCUCCAGCCCCUGUGUUUGAUGCAGGAGGUGACAGGCUUGAUGAGGAUAUGUAUGACUUGGUGGAUGCAGCUAAGGUGCCACCUUCACAGACUGUCCCUAUUCAAGAUUCAGAAUAUGAAGUGGCUGACACACCACCAUCCCGCCCUGAUAAGCCAAGUAAUGCACCCCAUAUACGAACCACGCCACUUCCUCCCCCUCCAGAGGAGCCUGUCCCUCCACGACCAAGCAAACCAGGAGCAAAGCCUUCCCCACCGCUCUCCACUCGACCACCACCACUUGGUGCCAAACCAACCUUACCCACCCCUUCUGAGGAGUCUAAACCAUCACCACCACCCCCUGGAGAAAAGAAAGCACCACUCCCAACGCCUCCAUCAACCCCCCCUGCUGUCACAAAGGCCCCAGUCUCGACCCUUGUGGAGGAGCCUGCUCAAGUAAUCGACUAUGCUAGUAUCUAUCAAGCAAAAUGGGACGUAAAAGCGGAUGAUGAAGAUGAACUCGAAUUUAGUCGAGGAGACUUGAUUUAUAUUUAUGAGAAGGCCAACAGCGAUUGGUGGGUGGGGUCCAAGUACAAACCCCAGGGGUACUCCAUCAAGCUAGUUCCGUCCAACUACAUUAUGAGGGCAUAUGACUUAUCCACAUCAUUGUUGGGUAUCAGUCCUUGUCUCCAGUGAGAGUAGUGCUCAAGGAGGCUUGCUCGCUGUGUCUGUAAGAAUUUUGCUUUCCUUUUCAGCUUUUUAUUCGUCUCAACAUCCUGAGGACAAAGCAUAAGUUAAAAAGAUUUGAAUUAAAAAUGCCAUAAAAUUUUAAUUUUUACAGACUUGACAAAAUUUAUCAUUAAUACUAAUCACUUAUCCUGGUUAGUAGAAUGUAAAACAUCUUGAGAGUGUGUCUUUGUUACUGCAUUUAUGUAUGUAAUCUUUGUUUAUCGAGGGUAGCAUAUUUAACAGAAUAUACAGUUUUCUAACA
This is a messenger RNA of Nematostella vectensis (starlet sea anemone), 2569 nucleotides long. RefSeq names its product ras-associated and pleckstrin homology domains-containing protein 1. Gene Ontology annotation, molecular function: protein binding. The record is from RefSeq and is a predicted model, not a curated record. Bases 76 to 2274 code for a protein of 732 amino acids. Lineage: Eukaryota; Metazoa; Cnidaria; Anthozoa; Actiniaria; Edwardsiidae. Gene Ontology annotation, cellular component: plasma membrane; cytoplasm. The transcript has 10 exons.